Messenger RNA from Tuber aestivum (summer truffle), 1021 nucleotides. NCBI's taxonomy places the organism in Eukaryota, Fungi, Ascomycota, Pezizomycetes, Pezizales, Tuberaceae. The record is from the annotation of a GenBank genome assembly.
AUGAAAUGGGAAUUGCUUGCGGAACAUCGCGACAAAUAUAUCAAGAAAAUCCAGAAAGUCACAAAGACUGGCUCCUGGCGUCCCAGGUCUGCACCAGGGUCGCCAUCCCCACCCAAGCCUGCUAAGAGUAAUCAAGACCAGGGGCAAUACGGAAUGAACCAGCAACUUCCACAACCUUCUUCUCAAGGCUUAAGGCUGGAUGAUUCUCACGACCUAGGCACCGGGUAUCCUACUAUCAAAAACUCAAGAUCUGUUACACCACCCCUGGUUGCCUCUUACAAUAAAGUUGCACCACUGGAGGCCUACACACCUCAUCGUGGAUCUCGUCUUCCCGCACUACGUACUCAAGGCGAGGCUCUGAAUGACUUGCCGACUAACCCUCACAACCCCCCAAGGUCAAGUAUCAUCACUGUGGCACAUGCUAAUGAUAUGGUUUCUUCCCAGAAUCACCGUCCGUCAUCGGUACACGGCGAUUCCGCUAUUAUGCCUUCGCCGCCUCGCCAUUCUCCUUACGCAGAUGACCACCUGGCGUUGGGCGUGGUGACACCUGCACCACAGCGCCAACACCCCCGCCUUGCCCCUCAUUCUACUGGACAACUCCCAUCGUACUACCUUCCAACCUUCUCUCCAGCCCCGUUCUGGAAAUAUGUCUAGUUUGGGUCUACACCUGCAAAGCCCGGAGACUAUACCCCUUUGAAGGAUUUGCAUAGGUCUUCUCCACCACCGGUUUCUGGGCCUAAGGGAAGCAGUAGGAUUAGAGAAUUGGGCAGUCCGUUGAAGGAACGUGGUAGCAGUUGUCACUUGGCGGGGGCGGGACAAGCCUCAUACCGGAUAUCAAGGAAGAUGACGAUGAGGAUGAACUUGGUGACAUGCAAGGUAUUGAUUUGGCUAGGUAAGUUCACCCUCUCCCAAAGUCCCUUCAAGUGCAAUAAGGUGUGCUAACGGCCAUAGGGGGUUCGAAAAAAUCGGAAAAUUCCACUUGAAUGGAAGGAUUGCUGGGGCCGACUGCGGCGCGCCUUGA